ACAACUCACAAGUAUAAUGUGACUCCCACUGCUAAAGCUGAGGUGUACAAAGAAAAUUACUGGGUGUUUUUUAACAGCUGCUGACAUUCUUACAGCAGUCGAAAUCUAUUGGAUUUCAGUAGACACCACCUUUCAUGUGUCAGUGCAGAAAAGCCUUAAUUUAUAUGUUAUGACAGCAGACACCAUUAUUUGAAUUUGACAAGCUCCAAUCUGAACACAGCAGUAAUGAGAUUCCAAAAAGCCUUUGUCUUGGUUCUCAGCUAUCUUCUGUGUAGUUCUAUUCUAAAGUGUACCGGAAUAAAGCUGGAGAAUAAUGGAUAUCGAGACAUCGUUAUUGCCAUUAACCCAAACAUUCAACAUAAUGAACAGCUGAUUCAAAAUAUUCAGGAAAUAGUGACUGCAGCCUCCUCCUACCUUCACCGAGCGACCAAAGAGCGAGUUUAUUUCGCAGAUGUGAAAAUCCUGUUACCCAUAACAUGGCCAGCUGGUUCCCAUACAGUUCGGAGACGGACAACUGAAUCCUAUGAGAAGGCUGAUGUGAUCAUUGCGGAACCAUACCAUAAAUAUGGAGAUGAACCAUACACCCUGCAGUAUGGUGGAUGUGGAGAGAAGGGACGGUACAUUCACUUCACACCAAACUUCAUACUGGACAGCAGUCUGGUUUCAUUUUAUGGACCGAAAGAUAGAGUAUUUGUUCAUGAAUGGGCUCAUCUUCAGUGGGGAGUUUUCGAUGAAUAUAAUGAACUGGUGCCCUUCUAUUUAUUUAAUGGAACCAGUGAAGUAACGAGAUGUUCAAAAGAGAUUAGAGGACGGUCUGCUGAACACAAAAACAGCUCCUUUUCAGCGUGUGAGACAGAUCCCAAGUCAGGACUGCCGAAAGGGGAUUGUAAAUUUCAUCCAGAUAUAAACCAGAUUGUAUCCUCAUCAAUAAUGUUCAUCCAGGCACUGUCAAGUGUGACUGAAUUCUGUGACGAUAAAACUCACAAUCCUGACGCACCGAACAUGCAAAACAAAAUGUGCAACUUCAGGAGCACUUGGGAUGUAAUCAGAGAGUCGGAGGAUUUCAGAAACAACCCCUCACCCUACAGUGGUUCAGUGAUACCGACCUUUACACUGCUACAGGCCAAACACCGUGUGGUGUGCUUAGUCCUUGAUGUCUCUGGGAGCAUGGACUCGGAGAAUCGUAUUAACAGACUCCGACAAGCAGCGGAGAUAUUCUUACUUCAGAUCAUUGAAGCAAAAUCUCAAGUUGGAAUUGUCACUUUUAACAGUGCUGCAACUAUUCAAUCACAUUUGAAAGUGAUUGAUAAUGAAGGUGUGAGGAAUCAACUUGUCCAAUUGCUACCUACAACAGCUAAUGGAGGGACAAAUAUCUGCGCAGGAGUCCAGGCUGGUUUUCAGGUACUUGGUGAUGAUGACGGUGCUACAAAUGGUGAUGAAGUUGUUUUGCUGACUGAUGGGGAGGACAGUGGGAUAAGCAGUUGUUUCUCGGAGGUGGAACAAAGUGGUGCAGUUAUCCACACGAUAGCAUUAGGACCAGAUGCAGCCGCAGAGCUGGAACAGAUGUCAAUAUUGACAGGGGGUCGACAGUUUGCAGCCACUGAUAAAGUGGAUGCAAAUGGAUUAACCAAUGUCUUCUCUUCAAUGGUAUCAGGAAAUGGUGAUAUUAGUCAACAGUCAAUUCAGCUUGAAAAUUUUGGAACGAAGGUUGAAGAAGACACUUGGUUGAACGGAACAGUUUUCGUCGACAAGACAGUUGGGAAUGACACAUUUUUUGUCAUUACAUGGCAGAAGCAGACACCAAAUAUGUUUGUAUAUGACCCCAGUGGAAAGAUGUAUAACAGCAAUGAUUUUAAGAUUGAUAGUACAACACAUACGGCCCGUCUGAGCAUUCCUGGAACUGCACAGACAGGACAUUGGAAUUAUGGUAUCCGGAAUUCUGGCAUUGAACAGGUUAUAACUAUCUCAGUGACAUCCCGAGCAGCAGAUGAGAAAACUCCCCUGGUGACGGUCCAUGUGCACAUCAGUGAAAAGGAUUUGAAGGAUCAUAGGACAAUUUACGCACAAGUCAGUCAAGGAUUCUCACCUGUCCUGUUCGCAAAUGUGACAGUUAUUAUUGAACGACCCACUGGCCCUCCAAUCGAACAACAACUUUGUGAUAAUGGCCUGAGUGCUGACAUUGUCAAAAAUGAUGGUAUUUACACAAAAUAUUUCUCUAAGUAUUCUGGAUAUGGAAGAUACAACUUUAAAGUACGUGUGCAGGGAAAGGAAGGGAAGACAAAGACAGCGAUCCGAACAGGAGGACAUUCCUUUUACAUACCGGGAUACACAGAAAAUGGAAUUAUUCAAAUAAGUCCACCAAAACCUUCAGUCAAUGUGGAUGAUCUUGAGGCUGACAUAGGAGAUUUCAACAGGGUCAAGUCAGGAGGAUCCAUUUCAGUUACCGAAGGGACACUCAAUGUUGACAUUCCACCGUGUAAAAUCACAGACCUUCAAGCAACAUUAGCUCAAAAUAAAGUUGUAUUGGAAUGGACUGCACCAGGAGAGGACUAUGAUGAGGGAGCAGCGUCCCGCUAUGAGAUGAGAAUGAGUGACCACCUCCUCCAGCUACGGGACAACUUCACAGCAGCUGCCCUGGUUAACCUCACCAACUUGAAUCCACGUCCAUUUGGCUCAAGGGAAACAUUCACAUUUGUUCCCGAAAACACAGAACUGCAAAACGGGACAACGCUCUACUUCGCUCUCUGCGCCUACGAUAAACAGGAACAGUCAUCUGAAAUGUCUAAUGUGGCCAAGGUUUAUGUCUUUGUACCGUCACCUCUGGUUGAGCACCCAAAAGGCAGUAGUGUAUGGAAGGUGAUUUGGAUUGCGAUUGUUGUUGCAAUUCUGGUGUGUUUGAUCAUUGGGAUUGUCAAUUACCUGGUUCAGAAAAAAUGCAAGGGGAGAACUUUUGCAGUCGUUUAAUAUCCUUGCUGGAGGAAUGAGCAGGGAGCAUGCAAUUAAUUGGUCUAAUUAUUCAAACACUUAAUCAGAUUACACUGUAUGUUAUAAAGAUUUGGUGCUGAGGGGUUGUAGUCCAUGAAUGUCCAUGGUAUAUCUCCAAUAUUCUUGCUAUUUUCCAGGGAUUUCACAGCUUUCCUACCAAUGUUGUGGUGCACCUUUCCUCAUUAUUGGCUUGGAAGAGAUUAGAAGCUACCUGGGUAAAUGCAGGAAGGAUGUUCCUGACAACUAGGGAGUCCAGAACCAGGGUCACAGUCCAGAGAUACAGAGUAGGC
Chiloscyllium plagiosum (whitespotted bambooshark) is the source of this 3275-nucleotide messenger RNA. RefSeq names its product calcium-activated chloride channel regulator 3A-1-like. Gene Ontology annotation, cellular component: plasma membrane. The record is from RefSeq and is a predicted model, not a curated record. Gene Ontology annotation, biological process: chloride transport. Gene Ontology annotation, molecular function: intracellularly calcium-gated chloride channel activity. Lineage: Eukaryota; Metazoa; Chordata; Chondrichthyes; Orectolobiformes; Hemiscylliidae.